Brassica napus (rape) is the source of this 1921-nucleotide messenger RNA. RefSeq names its product casparian strip membrane protein 5. NCBI's taxonomy places the organism in Eukaryota, Viridiplantae, Streptophyta, Magnoliopsida, Brassicales, Brassicaceae. The transcript is spliced from 3 exons. Bases 1185 to 1748 code for a protein of 187 amino acids. The record is from RefSeq and is a predicted model, not a curated record.
CUCAUUGUCGGAACCUGCAACGAGAGAAGAGAUCAGUAGAGCAGACAACCGGAGAACAGUCUGAGGCACCGCAGACCAUCCCAAAGGCGACUCCAACUGGCGGACAGGCGAAGCAGGGGUGACCAAGCCCUGGUCCGGCCAUCGCAACCGUCGAGGUCCACUCCAGACGUUGUACACACUCCAGAAAGAUAACAAACCAGGUCCCUGUGAGUCCAUCCCAACACGAAGAAACCAGUAAAAUAAGCACCGGUGAGUACUAGCUGUUAGGAAGCGGAGGUUAAUACGGCAGAACUCCGGUCCCCACAAACUAGCAGAGCACUAAAGGAUUCCAGCUGCAAGGCAUCGAGGAGGCAGGUAAUGUGCAUACAUCAUUCUUCUAUAGCUUUGUAUACGGAGGAGUUGGAGACUCCCAUCAACAGGCGGAAGGAAAAAAGGCACAUCCCUUAACCAGAGACAGAACAGAGCAAGGCACCAAGCCCAUGACCAUCUCACGUCAAAGAAAACAAACCGUAGCUUACCAACACGCCAUGGAGGCUGUCAUGAAAACUGGAUGGAGAAGAAGUCCCCAGCGAAGGCCUCAGCUUCGCCUUUUCAUCUUAGACCGAAGGCUAGAUGGGGAAGUUCUGGCUAGAGCAGUCGACAGCUGAGACGUGGGAGGACAGAGGAGGUAGAACACACCGGAGAAGAUGAGGCAGCGACGCUCAACUACUCCGACAGACCUCCAAAACAGAUCUGACCCAGAUCUGGUUCAAGUCAAACCCUAGAUCUACAAAAACGUCGAUGCCUCCUGCUUAGAUCCGACCACCAACGACCUCGCCACCACUCCAGAGUUGCUGAGUACACACUCAGAAACCGCUUUGGUUCACCGGAUCCGGCCGCAACCCGAUGAAGAACCAGAGAUGAUAUGCAAAGAGGAGAAAAGAACGACAGAUCUUAGCAGGGGAGGAGGCUGGACACGGGAGCGUUUUGGGGGUGGCGACCGACGGGUAGAGACCCUCCGUCGGCCACCGGAAGAAGAAACAAUUGAAGUGGCGAAGAGAACAAGAGUUCGAGGGAGAGAGAAAAGAGAGAAAAAAUCUCUCACCUCUCUCUCACCUCUCUAUUCAUUCUUUCAUCCCAAGAAACCUAAAUAACCCUAACUUUCUUCACAAGAAACCUUAACACCCUUCAAAAACAGAAAGAAAAUGAAGUCUGGUCAGAGUGAAAUCGUGGAAACAAGCAAAGGUAUCAAAAAGAGCGGUCUGAUGAGCAGAAGAAUCGCGAUUCUCGAGUUUCUCCUCAGGAUUGUUGCCUUCUUCAACACCAUAAGCAGUGCAAUCCUCAUGGCAACAACAAAUGAAACUCUGCCUUUCUUUACUCAGUUCAUACGGUUCCAUGCAGAUUACAACGAUCUUCCAGCUUUAACGUUCUUUGUGGUUGCAAAUGCUGUUGUAAGUGGCUACCUAAUCUUGACUCUACCUUUAGCAUUUGUCCACAUUGUCAAGAACAAGACUGAGAACAGUAGAAUACUUCUUAUCGUUCUUGAUGUGGCAAUGGUGGGUCUUCUAGCUUCGGGAGCAGCCUCAGCAGCAGCUAUUGUGUACUUGGCGCACAAUGGGAACAAUAACACAAACUGGUUCGCUGUUUGUCAGCAGUUCAACUCCUUCUGUGAGCGUAUCUCAGGGUCUUUGAUUGGAUCUUUCAUCGCCGUUGUCCUCCUCAUUCUUCUCAUUAUUCUAUCAGCUAUUGCUAUUUCUCGACGCCAUUGAAGAUAUGGUCUUAACUCGAAAUAUGGGUUUUGUUUGUCCCCUGAUUUUAAAAAUAUAUGGUUUGGUGUGUACAGUGUGAACUUGAGUUUUCAGCGUGUGUCCUCUGCAUUUGUGGUUGUUCAAUUCUCAUCUCCAUUGCGAUGUAUGUAACGGGUUACUAUUUCAAAAUUUGU